Molecule: messenger RNA, 2833 nt
Organism: Cataglyphis hispanica
Lineage: Eukaryota; Metazoa; Arthropoda; Insecta; Hymenoptera; Formicidae
Exons: 10
Coding region: 243-2813 (856 amino acids)
Source: RefSeq, a predicted model, not a curated record
GCGUCGUUCCACGUGCUCGAUCGAUUCGACGCGAAUCUUUCUUUCACAUCAUGAUACUACACGUGCGCGUAAACAUACAAGCGAUGUGCCGCGCGAUCGGUGAUCUCAUUUCCGCACAAAGGUGCAUUCUUCCGGUAACCUUUUUGUUGUCAAUGAUGCUGACCAAUUCCGCGAAGUCGAAAUAGAGCAGAUUACCAACUAGGCGCCAGUCUGUGAGACAGCUUAAAUAAUUCAACACUCUCAUGCAGGUGUGCGUUCUAGCAGAAGACGAGAUUAUUCUGAUCGAACAUCUACCAGGACGGCGGGUGCAUCUGCAAGACUUUUUCUGGACCGGUCUGGAAGAUGCGCCGCCAUGGGUGGAUCCUAAUCAGGGCUUAACAUUUUACGAGACAAAAACGAUUGUUCAUACUGUCACAGUUUACACUCCAAGUGACGAAAAAAGUCCAUCAGAUCCUAUAUCACCUCAUCGUCCAGAUACUUACAAUCCGGAAUGUAUCACAUGCAUAGAACCGACACCUAGGUUGGACGAUGAUCAAAGCAUCGGAGUUCUUAUCGGAGAUGAUCCAGGUCAAAGAUAUUGGCUGUUGACGGUUCUUCGACCAGGUGAAGCCGUGCCGCCCAAAGUCGAGCUUCGGUUAGCUCGCUUGUAUCGAACCGCGUUUUCCAGACAACAACAACGUCAUCUUGGUCUACUAUCGACGGAUCCACGAUCGCAAAGAGACGCUUUAUUACGUGGAUUAGUUGGCCGAAAGAUUAUACCGGAACAUUUUCAAACUUCGUCUCGAGCAAAAGUCCGUCAAGAAGAUGUUUCCGUCAGCGCAACUAAAGUUCAAUCAUCCAAAUUAACCGUCGAUAAUUUAUCGAUUCACGAAGAAACUAAAACGAGCGUUUCGAACUUAAUCGACGACAACAAAUUGUAUUUUCCAAACGUUUCGCAAAUCAAGUCCAUGAGAAUGAUCGAAAUUCCCAGGCCGAAGACAAAGUUAUUCCCGACAUUCGAUGUUGAUGCAACAGAGGAUCUCGAAAAACCUACGAAGGAAGAUUUCGCUCUGAAAAAGAUCAUCAAGACAUUAAAAGGAGAUACGAAAUCCUUACCUUCGGAUGAUGAACCUACAACUAUCGCUCUAACAUAUAUCGAUAAAACUGAUGAUUUCAAUGAGCAAAUCCCGCGGGAAUCGAUGCCGAUGUCUAUAGAUUUGAAGUCUGAUUCAAAGUUCAAAAUCGAUGUUAUUUCCAACCGAUCGAAGGACAACGAGAGAGAAGAUAUACGUUCGAGACUUCGUUUAGUAGAUGGCUCGAUUCCGGGGAUCGUAAAGGUCAGAAUGCAAAAUAUGAGCGUUAUUGAAGGAGGUGCGAUGAGAUUGAUCUAUUCGGUUCAUCUCGACGAUAAGCCUGUUCCCGCUGAAACGGCCGCGAGGGACAUGGCGCUUCUCUCACCCCAGGAGGUCGCCCUGGAACUUGGCGCACCGGUGAUUAUUCAAAGCGAGCCUUAUUUGAAAGAGAGUCGACCUCUAGCUCUAUCGAGAAAACGAGAUGCCUGGCUGCUGCUGAUCGGUGCAGUUAGCGCUGGCGUUAUUCUUCUAAUCUUUGUUCUCAUUGGUUUGAUCUUGGCCGCCAAAAAAAAGAGAGCACAUAGUGCUGCCGUUGCGCCGCCGAAUAGAAGUAUCCUUAAGAAAGAACGCGAAUAUGCAGCCACGACACCUGGUCUCGAUAACGCUGCAUUUUCAACAUCGGAAACCGAAAUUAAGACGGACGGUACCAGUCAGCGACAAACUCCGCGAACUUUAUCCAGAACUCCGAUCACCCCCGAUACGCCUGAUAGUCUAGAAUUGGGCAUUCACGAAGUUUCCAGCGACGACGAUGAGGAACCGAAAAAGAUUCGCGGUUCGACUUCUUGGGGUAUUCAAGAACAUUCAGCUAAGAAAACAAGAAUAACAAGAACGAAUGCAAUGGACCAGCCCAGGACACCGGAUUCGCUGACCGAUCAAAUAGCGACAUUAGAAUCUUUGGAAAAUGGUUAUGUAAAACGGGAAGAACCUACCGCUUCGCCGCGAUCUUAUUUGUCGAUGCCAUCGUGCAAACAAUUCCCUAGCAUGCGUACCGUGGAACCGCUGUCAAGAGUGUUGGAACCUGUCAUGGUCAGACACUUAGAUAUCGAUUCUCCGGAAUUAGUGCGUCGUGAUAGAGACGGUAAUAUCGACGACAUAUUUCUCGCGAGAACAUCGAGUGACUCGAAGGAUCCUGGAGCGGUAGGACCGAUCGUUUGGAAUCUUAGUAAACAGUUGUUCUCGACAGAAGGUAAUGGUACAUCCGAAACGGAUGUCGAUGGAAUGUAUCAUCUACCAUCGGGACCCGUGGGUCGCGCCAGAAGAAGACUCCACGAACUCCUCGAGGACUCAUUCAGUCUCUUCGGAAGCAGAGAUGUCAAGAUCAAAGAGCCGCAAACGUCACAACCAUCGACUUCCUUUGCACAAACGGCGGAUACACUCGCCAUACUGUCGGAGACGAGAGGCAAAUCCGCCCACGUCAGUCCAGUAGCAACACCAACAAUGGAGAUAAAAGCAAGACCACGUACAUCGUUACCACGCAGAGAUCUCGACGAGAAGAUUCCAGAGACAGGUCAAGCUGAACAAAUUCAUUCGCGCAAUGCCUGGGGUUCAAGGCCACUUAGCGCAGGUCCGUUUCACAGACCAAACUUACCGGAAGUAGAUACUAGGCGUAUAUUGACGGACAGCAGACUUCCACCAGAAGAUCCUGCGGUACCCUUGAUCGCGUCGAUCAAGAAGGAACUCGAAAAGUUUUCGCCUCAAUAAAGCGCACGAACAUAAAUAGA